CUCUCUCCCUCUGUCUGUCUCUCUCUUUCUCUCUCCUCUCUCUUGUCUAACCUGACGACUAGUCGACUACCAUUACACCAGUCAACCUUCUCUCUCAUGCUGGAAUUUCCAUUUUCUUUUUAUUUUUCAAAUCAUUCAAAAAAAUCACUUUCUUCAAUCAACUUUUUCAAUUUCAUUUUUUGUUUCUCUCUCUCUAAAUAUCUUUCUUCUUCUCCUUCUCUUCACCUCAUUCAAUUCCAACUCUUAUAACCACCAUGCCACAACCACUACAAUUUCAUCGCCCAAUCAACUUCCAUUCAACUUGAUUCCCAAAUCAUUAACCUAAAAAUUACCUUUUCCUUUUCUUCACACAUUUAGAUAACUGAAGAUAUGAUGUCUGGAAGCUGGGAUGGAAAUAAUGACCCUGGCAGCCAGUCGGAUGAUAGCUUACUUUUCGAGAGGUUGCACAUUGAGCCUAUUUAUGAUGCUUUUGUAUGUCCUUUGACGAAGCAAGUUAUGCGUGAUCCUGUUACUUCAGAAAACGGACAGACUUUUGAGCGUGAAGCGAUUGAAAAAUGGUUCAAGGAAUGUAAGGAGAGUGGACGGAAACUGGUUUGCCCUUUGACUCUUCGAGAAUUGAAAAGCGCGGAGUUGAAUCCUAGCUUGGCUUUGCGGAACACCAUUGAAGAGUGGACUGCGAGGAAUGAAGCUGCACAGCUGGAUAUGGCCCGUCGUUCGUUGAAUACAGCAGGUCCAGAAAAGGAAGCCCUUAUGGCCUUGAGGUAUGUCCAGCACAUCUGUCGAAGAAGCCGGUCGAAUAAACAUAUUGUCCGCAGUGCAGGGCUUAUACCAAUGGUUGUUGAUAUGCUGAAGAGUAGCAGCCGUAAAGUUCGUUGUAGAGCUCUUGAAACACUUAGAAUCGUGGUCGAGGGAGACGAUGAAAAUAAGGAACUGUUGGCUGAAGGAGACACCGUGCGCACGGUAGUAAAAUUCCUUUCUCACGAGCUUUCUAAAGAAAGAGAGGAGGCUGUCUCCUUGCUCUAUGAACUCUCAACCUCAGAAACCCUCUGCGAGAAGAUUGGUUCGGUCAAUGGAUCUAUUCUUAUAUUAGUUGGAAUGACAAGCAGCAAAUCAGAAGACGUUUCCACUGUUGAGAAGGCUGAUAAAACAUUGGAGAAUCUGGAAAAAUAUGAGAAUAAUGUGCGGCAGAUGGCUGAAAAUGGUAGAUUGCAGCCUCUUCUGACCCAUCUUCUUGAAGGUCCACCAGAAACCAAACUGUCCAUGGCUGGAAUCCUUGGUGAGCUGGUUUUGGAUAAUGAUGUUAAAGUCUUUGUUGCUAGAACUGUGGGCUCAUCUCUGAUUGAUAUCAUGAAAAGUGGCAAUAUGCAGUCAAGAGAAGCUGCACUGAAGGCACUAAAUCAGAUAUCAUCAUGCGAGCCAAGCGCAAAGGUUUUAUUAGAAGCUGGAAUACUUUCCCCUCUUGUCAACGACCUCUUUGCAGUGGGUCCUCAUCUGCUUCCCACGCGACUAAAAGAGAUCUCUGCUACAAUUCUUGCCAGUGUUGUAAAUUCAGGAGAAGACUUCGACAUGAUUCCACUUGGACCCGAUGACCAAACUCUGGUCUCAGAGGAUAUAGUUCAUAAGCUACUCCAUCUUAUUAGCAACACUGGUCCAGCAAUUGAGUGCAAACUUCUCCAAGUUCUUGUUGGACUUGCUAUUUCUCCGACCACAGUGCUGAGUCUUGUUUCUGCUAUCAAAAGCUCUGGUGCCACUAUCAGUUUAGUUCAGUUCAUCGAGGCGCCACAGAAAGAUCUCCGUUUAGCUUCCAUAAAACUUCUUCAGAAUUUGUCUCCACACAUGGGCCCUGAACUAGCCGAUGCGCUUCGUGGAUCUGUAGGACAGCUUAGUAGUCUAGUUAAAGUCAUAUCAGAAAAUAUCGGAAUCACUGAAGAGCAGGCAGCUGCUGUUGGCCUCUUAGCCGAUCUACCCGAGAGAGAUUUGGGCCUCACGAGACAGCUACUGGAUGAAGGUGCCUUUGUAAUGGCUAUAUCAAAGGUGAUUGCCAUCAGGCAGGGAGAAAUCAGAGGCACACGGUUCGUGACACCAUUUCUCGAAGGGCUUAUGAAGAUUGUUGCUAGGGUUACAUAUGUCUUGGCUGAUGAGCCUGAUGCCGUCGCACUUUGCCGCGAUCAAAAUCUUGCUGCACUCUUCAUAGAACUGCUUCAAACCAAUGGACUUGAUACUGUGCAGAUGGUUUCUGCUAUAGCUUUGGAGAAUUUAUCGCUAGAAUCAAAGAAUUUAACCAAAUUGCCCGAGGUGCCAGAACCAACAUUCUGUGCUUCAUUCUUUUCAUGUUUCAGUAAACCGCCAGAUACUUCUGGAUUAUGUAGGAUCCACCGUGGGAAGUGUUCGUUAAAAGAAACAUUUUGUCUUUACGAAGGGCAGGCCGUCCUUAAGUUAGUAGCUCUACUGGACCACACAAAUGUGAACGUGGUUGAGGCAGCACUUGCAGCCUUAUGUACAGUAAUAGAUGACGGAGUUGAUAUCGAGCAAGGUGUAACGGUUUUGUGUGAAGCAGAGGGAGUGAAGCCUAUACUCGAGGUGUUGCUCGAGAAACGGACAGACAAUUUGAGGAGGAGGGCAGUUUGGGCAGUGGAGAGACUGUUGCGAACGGAGGAUAUAGCCUAUGAAGUUUCUGGAGAUCAAAAUCUGAGUACUGCACUUGUGGACGCUUUCCAACACGGUGAUUAUCGAACCAGGCAGAUUGCUGAGCGCGCCCUCAAGCAUGUUGAUAAGAUACCUAACUUCUCAGGAAUUUUUCCAAACAUGGGAUGAGUGUAUGUAUGUUGUAAAUGUUUCGCUGUGAUGUUUAUGACAGCAAAAAUCUGUAUGUAAUUUUUAUGAUUUUUAAAUCAGUUUUGGAUUGUAUGUAGUGUGUGUUAUAUUGUCUUAUAUGCAUUUAUUUAUCCAACCACAGCCUUGGGAUUAUUGUAUACAAAAAUUACCCAUUCUUUUAGGAGGUCUUCAUUUGUUGGUCAUGUUUCUAUUGCUUUUUUUGCCUCUUAAAUGAUUAGAUUCUGUUUCCUAUAA
Vicia villosa (hairy vetch) is the source of this 3069-nucleotide messenger RNA. Its product is annotated as U-box domain-containing protein 44. Lineage: Eukaryota; Viridiplantae; Streptophyta; Magnoliopsida; Fabales; Fabaceae. The record is from RefSeq and is a predicted model, not a curated record. Bases 370 to 2814 code for a protein of 814 amino acids. Gene Ontology annotation, molecular function: protein binding; ubiquitin-protein transferase activity. Gene Ontology annotation, biological process: protein ubiquitination. The transcript is spliced from 4 exons.